AUGCUCCUGGACGCCGGCCCCCAGUAUCCCGCGAUCGGUGUGACCACCUUUGGCGCAUCCCGGCACCACUCGGCGGGCGACGUGGCCGAGCGAGACGUGGGCCUGGGUAUCAACCCGUUCGCCGACGGCAUGGGCGCCUUCAAGCUCAACCCCAGUUCGCACGAACUGGCCUCGGCGGGCCAGACAGCCUUCACGUCGCAGGCGCCCGGCUACGCCGCUGCUGCGGCCCUGGGCCACCAUCACCACCCGGGCCACGUCGGCUCCUACUCCAGCGCAGCUUUCAAUUCCACGCGGGACUUUCUGUUCCGCAACCGGGGCUUCGGCGACGCGGCGGCGGCAGCUAGCGCCCAGCACAGUCUCUUCGCUGCUUCGGCCGGCGGCUUCGGGGGCCCACACGGCCAUACGGACGCCGCGGGCCACCUCCUUUUCUCUGGGCUUCACGAGCAGGCGGCGGGCCACGCAUCGCCCAACGUGGUCAACGGGCAGAUGCGGCUAGGCUUCUCCGGGGACAUGUACCCGCGGCCGGAGCAGUACGGCCAGGUGACCAGCCCGCGAUCCGAGCACUAUGCCGCACCUCAGCUUCACGGCUACGGGCCCAUGAACGUGAACAUGGCUGCGCACCACGGCGCUGGCGCCUUCUUCCGCUAUAUGCGCCAACCCAUCAAGCAAGAGCUCAUCUGUAAAUGGAUCGAGCCGGAGCAGCUGGCCAACCCCAAAAAGUCGUGCAACAAAACUUUCAGCACCAUGCACGAGCUGGUCACGCACGUCACCGUGGAGCACGUCGGCGGCCCAGAGCAGAGCAACCACAUCUGCUUCUGGGAGGAGUGUCCACGCGAGGGCAAGCCCUUCAAAGCCAAAUACAAACUGGUCAACCACAUCCGCGUGCACACCGGCGAAAAGCCCUUUCCCUGCCCGUUCCCUGGCUGCGGCAAGGUUUUCGCGCGUUCAGAGAACCUCAAGAUCCACAAAAGGACGCACACAGGGGAGAAGCCCUUCAAGUGCGAGUUCGAGGGCUGCGACCGGCGCUUCGCCAACAGCAGCGACCGCAAGAAGCACAUGCAUGUGCACACGAGCGACAAGCCCUACCUUUGCAAGAUGUGCGAUAAGUCCUACACGCACCCCAGCUCUCUGCGCAAACACAUGAAGGUCCACGAGUCCUCUUCUCAGGGCUCACAGCCUUCGCCCGCCGCCAGCUCCGGGUACGAGUCGUCCACGCCACCCACCAUCGUGUCUCCCACCACAGACAACCCGACCACCAGCUCCAUGUCGCCCUCCUCCUCCGCGGUCCACCACACAGCCGGCCACAGCGCGCUCUCUUCCAAUUUUAACGAAUGGUACGUUUAAAAUCAGAAACAAAACAUGCCAAACCCUAUUUAAGAGACUGAACACAC
Molecule: messenger RNA, 1391 nt
Organism: Peromyscus eremicus (cactus mouse)
Lineage: Eukaryota; Metazoa; Chordata; Mammalia; Rodentia; Cricetidae
Gene: Zic1
Product: Zic family member 1
Exons: 3
Coding region: 1-1344 (447 amino acids)
Biological process (GO): regulation of transcription by RNA polymerase II; central nervous system development
Cellular component (GO): nucleus
Molecular function (GO): DNA-binding transcription factor activity, RNA polymerase II-specific; RNA polymerase II cis-regulatory region sequence-specific DNA binding
Source: RefSeq, a predicted model, not a curated record